Symsagittifera roscoffensis is the source of this 1120-nucleotide messenger RNA. RefSeq names its product YEATS domain-containing protein 4-like. The record is from RefSeq and is a predicted model, not a curated record. NCBI's taxonomy places the organism in Eukaryota, Metazoa, Xenacoelomorpha, Acoela, Convolutidae. The coding region runs from base 45 to 692 and encodes 215 amino acids. The transcript has 2 exons. Gene Ontology annotation, biological process: regulation of DNA-templated transcription.
CGCAUGUUGAUAACAUCUACAAAUAGCUAGUGAAUAGUUUCGCAAUGGCGAGUGAACCGAAGGCUGCUAAAAUGAGCAACCUUGUGAUCAAACCAGUCGUGUUUGGAAGUGUUUCGAGGUACCUUGGCAAAAAACGAGAAGAAGAUGGACAUACACACUCGUGGACUGUCUACAUAAAACCAUACAUGAACGAAGAUCUCUCGGUUUUUGUGAAACGAGUCGAGUUCAAACUCCACGACAGUUACGUAAACCCGAGACGAAUGGUAAACCGACCGCCGUACGAGAUAACAGAAACUGGUUGGGGUGAGUUUGAGAUCCAAAUCAAACUGACCUUUAUUGACCCCCAGGAGAAACCAGUGACCUUUUAUCACCUUCUGAAGUUGUUUUUUCCGGCGCCCGAUUUGAUCCAGGGAAAGAAGCCGUUGGUUUGGGAGCACUAUGAUGAAAUGUUGUUCCUGGAGCCAUCUGCGAUGAUGGUGGAUGCGUUAAGGACGGCAAAAGCACUGUCACUUGGUAUUCAUAAACACGACACUGAUUUUGAGGCGGUGAAGCAUCAGACCCACGAGGACAUGAUGUCCACUCGGCGGAAGGUGGCGGAGGAGACGGAGAGACUGCGGGACACUCUCAAGGUCAAACAGGCCAAGCUGGAACAGCUGAAGGAGGAGCUGAACAAGUACGAAGUGGUCACGUGAUUCAUAUUCAAUUGAUUGGAUAUUCAAUUGAUUGAUUGGAUUUGAUAAAAAGAUCGCGAUCCAAGAGAGAUUUUGGAUUGUGCGACUUUCCAGAAAGGGAAAUGGGAAUGAGAUAUAAAUAGACGUGAACUGUAUUUUGUAAUAACAAUUUUGUGUUGCAUGUGUAGAAGAUUAUUUUGAAUUCAGUUGCCGUGUCUUCGACUGUUGGUGUUUACUUCUUAAGCUUAAAUCAAGUGUUAUGUGCUUGUGCUCCCCAAACUUCCUCAAUGCUGUUGCGGCAUUCAAACAAAGCGAGUAAUUAUUGCGCUCGGUGUGGUUUUGUCCCGACUUCCGAAGAAAGUAAAUGAAUAUUUGCGCUCGGUGUUUUUUUUUUCAAUCUGAAUUAGUGGCUCAAGCUUUUGCACCCCAGUGAAAGUAUUUAAUCCUUG